Molecule: messenger RNA, 480 nt
Organism: Acanthamoeba castellanii str. Neff
Lineage: Eukaryota; Discosea; Longamoebia; Acanthamoebidae
Exons: 3
Source: RefSeq, a predicted model, not a curated record
AGGGCAGUGGCGCACCCGUCUUCGUUCGGUGAUGACGAGGAUGUCGUUGAAGAGGAAGAGGUAGCACAUGGGCGAGGCCGCCUGAGUGCCCCGGACGAUCCGCUUCACCUCCCCCUCAACUUCCAAAAUCUGCAGUCGGCCUACAACCAGAAGAACGCCUGCCUCGCCACCAUCCCGGCCGCGUCCACCGCGCCCGCUGCCGAUGCCGCCACCACGCCCGCCAGGCGGGACGUGACCUUCCCACUCUCCCCACCCCGGAUGAACGUGGUGCUGGAGAGUCUCGCCGGUUGUCUGUCGGAGCGCAUCAUGGAAAACGACGGCAACGUUGCCGAGCCCCGCCUCUCCUAUCUUCGCAGCUGUACGCGCGUCCGCCGUCCUUCCUCUCGCCCUCCUCCUCCCCGUAACCACCACGUCCCUGAAGAGCCAGAGGAGGUGAAGAGCCGGCCGAGAGAGUGCACACCAUUCAGACAGCGCACAUGA